AUGUUAUUUGUGGUUAGCAACCACAAAAUUAUCAUUAUUUGGCCCUCUCCUAUAAUUUUAAUUAUAUUUUUGUUUAAAAUAAUAACAACAUUAGAAUUAAUUGAUAAAAAGAAUUUAGGCCCAACAGAAAAUCAAGUUCCCGAUCCUCCAGAAAAUUUUCGUGUUGAAAGUUUAACGUCGAAUUCGGCAACUUUGAGAUGGGAUCCCCCGCCUUCUAUAGACAAUAUUCUCGUUCGUGGCUAUACACUUUCUUAUGGGACAGGUUCUACUGACACGAGAAAAGUUGUUUUAGAAGGAGCAGAAAACGUUGAAUAUACAUUGAAUAUGUUAAGUAUGUUUGGGGGUGUCUUCCCAAAUACAAGUUAUGUUCUCUCCUUAACUGCAUAUAAUGAAGCUUAUGGAGAAGAUUCUUCUCGUUUACUUUUAUUAAUUAAAACACCUUUAAAUAAUUUCCAACAAGCUAAAGACGAAGUUUUGGAAGAAGAAAAUAAUAAUAAAUAUUUGAAUAAUUUAUUAUUACCUAAACCUUCUGGAUUAAAAGUUGAAAAAACUGGAAAUGUUGAUGAAUUUUUGUUAUAUUGGGAUGAACCAGAAGAAUUAAUUAAUGAAAAUAAUAAAAAGAAGAAUUUUAUUUAUUAUAUUGUUCAGUAUUGGAAAGAUUCUGGAAUAUUAAAAGAUGGACGAAUAAAAGAAUUACAUAAAAUAAAUGUCGAACAUCCCCCAGCAUUAUUAACUGGAAUUAAAUUAAUUAAUUCAAAUAAAUAUUUAGCUAAAGUUAAAUUAAUUUCUUCUAACGGUUCUAUGAGCCAAUGGAGUGAAAAAUUACCUUUAUUAAGAAAAAGUGAAGAGAAAAUAAAUAAAAAUCGUUGGAAAAGUGGAGGAGGAAAAAUAAUUGGGGAAGAAGUUGAAGAAGAUUUUUGCGGGUAAAUUUUGAAAUUUUAAGGGGGAUUUGGUUAAAUUUUUGUUGAAUAGACUUAAGAAAUCUGACAAUUUUUAGUCUUUUUUUUAAACUCGACAUUAAAUCAAAUAGGAUUCCAAAGAGCACGUCGAAAACCUGCU
Molecule: messenger RNA, 1059 nt
Organism: Meloidogyne enterolobii
Lineage: Eukaryota; Metazoa; Nematoda; Chromadorea; Rhabditida; Meloidogynidae
Source: the annotation of a GenBank genome assembly